GAAGCCUCCCCGUCAAUGGUCACCGUCAGCCCGUUGUCAGAGGGAUGUGUUCUCGGUGCCGAUGCGCGGUUCUGUCGCCCCUGGCUCUGCUAUAAACCAUCAAUCAAAAUGCUUUGAGGGGGAUUUUCUCCGCCACGAGGAUUUGGGAGCAUUAAGGUGUCAGCCCACGUUCUGUUUUUACAUAUGGGCUUCAUGCUGAUCCUGGAGGUACACACCACAGCAUGCUGUUGUGAAGCUGAAACAUAUUAGGGCAGGAUGCAGUCUUCAAACCAUCGCCUACGAGAUAUGGAGCAGCACCAUCCACUGCUGUCGGCAGGUGCAGACGUGGAGGCGGGGAGCCUGGCGGCCGGAGUAAUGGUUGGGAGUCCCCACUCGGGACACGCAGCAGGGAAUCGCACACUGUGGUUCAUCCAGGACAGCUGCGGGAUGGUGUGCGCUGCCAUGACCUGGUUCCUGGUGCUGUAUGCAGAGUUUGUGGUGAACUUUGUCAUGCUUCUGCCCUCCAAAAACUUUUGGUACUCCUUACUGAAUGGAGCCACCUUCAACUCCCUGGCUGUACUUGCACUGGCAUCACACCUGCGUACGAUGAUGACCGACCCGGGUGCAGUUCCUAAGGGUAAUGCAACAAAGGAGUACAUGGAGAGCUUGCAGCUGAAGCCUGGUGAAGUCAUUUACAAGUGCCCAAAGUGCUGUAGCAUCAAGCCUGAGAGGGCACACCAUUGCAGUAUUUGUAAACGAUGCAUCCGGAAGAUGGAUCAUCACUGUCCCUGGGUCAAUAACUGUGUGGGAGAAAAGAAUCAGAGAUUCUUUGUCCUUUUUACUAUGUACAUAGCCUUGAUAUCUGCCCAUGCUCUGGGCCUUAGUGGUAUGCACUUUUUCACAUGUAUUAAAGUUCAAUGGAACGAGUGCAGUGACUUUUCUCCAGGGGUGUCUGUGCUGCUGCUCAUCUUCCUCUGUCUUGAAGCCAUCCUGUUUCUCACUUUUACGGCUGUAAUGUUUGGCACGCAGAUCCACUCCAUCUGUAACGAUGAAACGGAGAUUGAACGUCUUAAAAACGAGAAGCCCACAUGGGAGCGUAACAUGAGGUGGGAAGGAAUGAAAUCUGUUUUCGGGGGUCCGCCGUCUCUUCUGUGGUGCAACCCAUUCACCGGCCUCCGUCUGCGGCGCCUGCUACUUGUGAGCCACGGUCGCCGGGGCGGGUCAGAGUUUUCUGUCUGACAACCGAGACAGACUGAUACAGAUCGACACUUGGCUGUGUGCCCAACUUUUUCCGGGGCUCAGAUAGACUUCUUCUCCUUGCUGUCCUUGUGUGGGUGACGGAGAGACGGGAUGCUGCAGUGGGACCCAAGUGCAUCAUCAGAUUCUGUUUUCAUUCUUACAUGCUGUCAUAUAUUCAACACCUUUGAUGUUGGUCACAAGUAUCCUUAACAACUGGAAUAUUUAUCCUUACACAAGCAGCAUUUUGGGUUUGUUUGUUUUUGUUUUGGGGGUUAAAGCAUGCAGUAUGUAAUUCAAGUGAAUCUUUUAUUCCUGAUUGCCCCAGGGUGCUGUUGGAAGCCAGCGUUUGCAUCUUGAAUAUGGAACUUGAGGAGUUUGUUUACUUUGUUGCACUUGUGAAAUUCAGAAAUUGGAUUUCUUGAGGAUGUAUCAGCCGCAUAUCUUUUUCUUUAUCGCUGGACCCAGACAAGAGGAUCGAAAUUGGGAGGUGCUUCAAACUCUUUUAUUGGACCCAGACAAGAGAAUCACAGUCAAGGACAUGCACUACUUACACGAUGCUCGAUAAAAGCCCAGAUAUGGAGCAUAGAGGAUAUCAAAGAUUGAACUGGGCUUUAAUUUGCAUGUACAAAGCCCAGUCAGUCAGCGUGUCUGCCUGGAAAUGGGGCUUUCAUCAUCUUUAAAUUGGUAAACACGUUACUGUGAACAGAAGCCUUAUUCAUAUUCAAGAGUACUGAGUGGCUUUUCCCAUCUGUCCAUCUCCUUUGUUAUGGUUUUCCUUCUGUGAGCUGAAAUUUAUAAUUUUUUGGAGAGUGUGAAGCAGAGGAAAUUAACAUUUCCUUUUUUUUUUCUUCUUCUUCUUUUUAAAUAACUGCUGAAUUCUCGUCAUCAUAACCACUCCUGCUGACCAUUAUGCCUCACUGGAAAUAACUACUGUUUUUUAUUUUCAUUUUAUUUUUGUUUUAUUUUGUUUUGUUUUUUUUUUAAAUAGUCAUUUGGUUAAAAAAAGGACAAAACCAAAAAAAAGUUUUAUAUUAAAAGUGUAUCU
This is a messenger RNA of Cololabis saira (Pacific saury), 2263 nucleotides long. RefSeq names its product zinc finger DHHC-type palmitoyltransferase 7 (gene zdhhc7). Gene Ontology annotation, biological process: protein targeting to membrane; peptidyl-L-cysteine S-palmitoylation. Gene Ontology annotation, cellular component: endoplasmic reticulum; Golgi apparatus. Gene Ontology annotation, molecular function: protein-cysteine S-palmitoyltransferase activity. The transcript has 8 exons. Bases 256 to 1218 code for a protein of 320 amino acids. NCBI's taxonomy places the organism in Eukaryota, Metazoa, Chordata, Actinopteri, Beloniformes, Belonidae. The record is from RefSeq and is a predicted model, not a curated record.